Messenger RNA from Wyeomyia smithii (pitcher-plant mosquito), 4883 nucleotides. It is a transcript of the gene Ube4B, whose product is annotated as ubiquitin conjugation factor E4 B. The record is from RefSeq and is a predicted model, not a curated record. The transcript is spliced from 4 exons. NCBI's taxonomy places the organism in Eukaryota, Metazoa, Arthropoda, Insecta, Diptera, Culicidae. Gene Ontology annotation, molecular function: ubiquitin-ubiquitin ligase activity. Bases 886 to 4341 code for a protein of 1151 amino acids. Gene Ontology annotation, cellular component: nucleus; cytoplasm; ubiquitin ligase complex. Gene Ontology annotation, biological process: protein polyubiquitination.
CGCAAUGUCACCCCAGGUUUCGAUAUCUUGUGUUGUCGUCGCCGCUGGCAUAACCGAUUUUCCCAUUUUAAGACAAACUUAGCUAUAAUCGAACAGAACUCGAGGUCAAUAAUAUUAUUCGAUUGUUCAAUAAUCGCAAGUCGAUUAUUCUAUUAAAAUCAAUCGAAUAUUUUUGCAGAUAAUCGAUUAACUUGAUCAAUCGAGAAGUAUUCGGACAUCACAUAGUAUGGACGGUUUGCCAGUCCGCCAGACUAUAGCUAUUACACAGACUUUAGUUUACCUGUGAUUCACGUGAUUCACGUUGCAUUAGUUUGUUCGUAGUUAUUCUCAACCGCUGGGCAUCGACGAAGACAGCUAGUUUGUCAAAUUCUCUCGAGCUGCGGAUGGGAGAUGGAAAGAAGAGAUCGCGAUUAUUAAACCACAGUGAACUGCGAUCACUGCGAUGUGCUGAUGAGUGACUAGACAGAAUUGCUUUGCCUACCUACUACAAAAAGCAGUCAAGGGUUAGACGUUAGCAAGCAGGAAAUAAUUCUUUGUCGCAAAGAACACAACAAAUUAAAAGCAAUAAAUCCGUCGUGCCAGUCUGGUGAACGUAACGCCCUGUAGAGGGGAUUCGGGAAAAAAUAAUACAACGAUCAACUGCGGAAAAAUCGAAUAGAGGAAAUUCCUACCGCAUAGGUGACGUUUUCACUCGUUUUUCUCCGCGUCCGUGAACAGCAAAAGCAAAGUAAAAGAAAAACUACGACGGGCGAGAGCGCAUCGGGGAUCGUGUGAAAAACAAAAGCCUUUGUGUUUGUGCUGCUAGAGUCGACGUCUCCUGGUGGUCAGUGAAGAAAAACGGCCUCAAAAGUGGAAGUUCAACAGGCAAAGAGGAAGCAGUCCGAUAUGGAGCUCACACCGGAGGAGAUUCGGGCGCGGCGUUUGCGUAAGCUAGAAACGGGAACUAGCCGACCGCUGGCAGCAACCCCCAGCAUAAGUACUCCUGAUGGGCAGCAGGUAAAAGAAGCCUCCAACCAGCAGGUUCCAGCUGUUUUGGCGAAUUCUCUCGACGAAGAACCAAGCUCAGAGGCUGCCACUGUCGACAAUAAUAAUGCCGUAGAAGGGGUAGGGAACCCUUGUGUCAAUGACAAAACUGCCAACAGUACCAGUGGCAGCAACGUUGAAUCUCCCAUAAAAAUGGAAGAGGACCCAUUGAUUGUAAAUCUCGUCUCCAGUUCGAUUGUUACUGUUCCGGAAUCUAUGUGCAGUUUGGAAGACAAAUGCCGCGACGAAGCAGCAAGUCGUGAGGAGCUGCAGCAAAUUGUGUUUCGUAUCAUGAACAUCAACAGCCAAAUCCGUUAUUCGGAAGCACGUUUUAACAUCGAUAGCAGUGUGCUGGAGAGUGCUCUCGAAGCACUGGACGCAAAAAAUUAUCGUGAGUUUUGUGCAGAGAUCAUUACUGAAAUCGUUAAAGAUUUCUAUGAGGGUAAACUCAUCGACGCUAAUGGUUGUGGUGGAAGCCUCUCGGAUAGCUGGAGUAACAUUCCGUCCAAGAAGGUAAAACCAAUCGACAUCGACGAAGUGUUGGAACGUAGCGGUGGUGGCAGUACUGCAAUGGAAAUUGACAAUGAGAUCGGAAUUUGCUCGUCAAAACCCAGUAUGAAGGCUUUCAGCUCGAACCGUGUGUCUGCACUAGAUUAUCUCAUUUGUUGUUACUGUCGGGCAAACGACGAGGUCUACAGUUACACUAAAAUUAAAAAGAGUAAAAAAAUGUAUUUAGCAGAAGUUUUACCAGAAGUUGCUGCCGUUAUUCGACAACAGACACUAAAGUAUGCAAUUUUGCUAACGAAAAACCGCUUCCAAAAUUUUGCCCAGAUCGAUAAUCCAGCAAAGCUUAUUUUAGAAAAGUCGCCUUUGCUACAACUUAUGUAUGAAAAUAAGGUUCCGUCGGACUUUUUAACCAGUUUAAUGGUCGAAUCGCGUAAGAAGAAGGAGGACUUCGAUGCCAUUUUUACGAUUGUGCUCGAUGAUUUAUACGUUGACAUGCAGAAUGCAAUUUGUAAUGAAAACAUCGUUAGUGAUGCGUUAAACCGACUGAAAGAACUGGUAGAAAUCAAAGUGGAAAAUACCAACCCGAUCUGCAAGUUGAUUGUGAAGCACGUUGUGUUCCUACCAAGACUGACCCUGGAUAAGUACGCUGCCAGGGAAAUAUCCAAGGUGUCCUUUAUGGCACCUUUUCUGUCUCUUUCGGUGCUACUGGAUGAAAAUCCUAAGUUUGCGACACAUCACUUUUUGGAAAAUGUCUGUGACCGUACACUUGCCGCAUCGUUUCAAUCGUUGCUCGGAAACACUCGAAAAGUUUUGCAUCAAAUUUUCCUUUCGCUGUUGACCAAUUUAGACAGUCGCCAAGAGGUGCUCAAAUAUAUCUCGGAGAUAUUGAAAACCAAUCACAAACGAAUCCAGUACAACGCCGACGAUCGAUUUCUGGCCAAGGACGGUUUCAUGCUAAAUUUUAUGUCAAUUUUGCAGCUACUGUCGAUUAAAAUCAACAUGUCUAGAGUAGAUCCUUUCUAUCCGCAUCAUCCAGAUGCCUUGAUUGACAUUGAAGAUGAAACUAAGCUAAAACUUUCAUCUCAAGAGUACGGCGAAUGGUUGGAGAAACUGCGAUCGGAGAAGAAAUGGGAGACACCGAAAUUUGUUACUCACUGCUGGUUUCUUACGCUACACGCUCACCAUUUGGGAAUAAUACCAGCAAUUCAACGCUACAAUAAACUGCUGCGGGCUACCAAAGAGUUACAGAGAAUGGUUGACGAGUUGAAUGCUAGUAAUAGUCAGUGGAAGAAUACUCCUGUGGCUCGUCGAAACAAGCAAAUCCGAGAUCGCUGUGUCAAUCAAAUUAAUAAGCUCUCCAAAGCGAAAUUGGGCUGCGAUAUUGCCGUCAUAGAUCCAAACGUACUCGGAGCUUGCAUGCAGUUUUAUUCGUCCGUAUGCGAGUACAUGCUGUAUCAAAUCGAAAACCGACCAAUCGAAGGCCCAUUUGUGAACAAAAUACCUCCUGCGACGCUUGUGGCGAGUGAAAACUUCUGCUCCUUGCCCGAGUGGUACAUCGAAGACAUUGCCGAUUUUAUUUUGUUUUGCAUGCAGCACAGCAUCGGAGUGGUCGAUUUUGUGGAUAAUUCUAUUAUCACCUGGAUUCUGACGCUUGUGUGUGCGCCACACCUGAUUAAAAAUCCAUAUAUCACUGCCAAGUUAAUUGAGGUCCUUUUUGUUACAUCACCAACGAUUCAGACGGCGUCGCAGCGUCUUUAUCUGCAGAUUAUCAACCACGAGCUGGCCCAGACAGCCUUGGUAAGUGCCCUUAUGAAAUUCUACACCGACAUCGAAACCACUGGUCAAAGUACCGAAUUCUACGACAAGUUUACGAUUCGCUACCACAUUAGCCACUUGUUCAAGGGUCUGUGGGAUAGCGUGGCUCAUCGACAGGCCAUCGUUAAUGAGUCGAAAAGUGGUAAGCAGUUUGUCAAGUUUGUGAAUUUUUUCUUGAAUGACACCACUUACUUGCUGGACGAGUGUUUGGAGUAUCUAAAACGGAUCCAUGAAACGCAGGUGCUAAUGAUAAACGAAACGGCGUGGGCCGAAAUCGGGCAUGAGGCGCAACAGAGUCGCCAACGACAACUGGUUCAAGACGAGCGGCAGUGCAGAUCCUAUUUAACGCUAGCUAGGGAAACGGUGGACAUGUUCCAUUAUCUCACAAUCGAUAUCAAGGAACCAUUUUUACGACCCGAACUGAUUGACCGUUUAAGUUCUAUGUUGAAUUACAAUCUGCAGCAACUUUGCGGACCAAAGUGCAAUGAUUUGCACGUACGCAACCCAAUGAAAUACGGCUGGGAACCUCGACGAUUGCUAGGUCAGCUAAUAGAUAUUUACUUGCACUUGAACUGUGAUGAGUUCGCCGCAGCAUUGGCUGCAGAUGAGCGAUCAUUUGAGCGACAUUUGUUCGAAGAUGCUGCCAACCGUGUAGAACGUAUCGGAAUCCGCACACCAAUGGAAGUAGAUGAAUUUCGGAAGCUCAUUCGUCAAGCAUCCGAUAUAUACAUUCAAAAUCAGCAGAACGCAGACGAGUUCGCUGAGGCACCGGACGAUUUCAAAGAUCCGCUGAUGGACACUUUGAUGAGCGAUCCGGUCAUAUUACCUUCCGGAACCAUAAUGGACAGGUCUAUUAUUACUAGGCAUCUGCUCAACAGUAGUACGGAUCCAUUUAACCGGCAACCGCUUACCGAGGAUAUGCUCAUACCGGCGACCGAGCUCAAGGAACGUAUCGAGAAGUGGAUCAAAGAUUACCGCGCGAAUAAAAAACAAUAAGACUUGAUACUUUACAAACAACGGAAAUAUCGGCGCGUUUUGGAAGGUGCCAAAAUAGCGAGAAAGGACAAAAACUCAACAACAGAAUUUAAACAUUAGAAUCGGUAUACAUAGAGACAUAUUUAUAUAUGAAUAGUGCUUUAAGAUAGGACUUUCGCGAAACCCUUCCUCGAUCCUGUCACUGCGUUCUUGCUAGAGGCUCUAUGUUUUUGUGAACUAACCGUUCACAAACCCAGCCAGCUGUCGGAGAUCUAAACGCUGCUAGCGGAAUAAUAAGCUUAUAACUGAUGGUAGACUUUUGGCUACAGAGUUGUAAUCUCUGGCAAUAAUAUGAAAUAAAUAAACCCUUUUUGAUCAUUGUAGUGUUUUUGUUUUUAAUUUUGGUUUGCUGCUAACACUAGGAGAAAGUCGGCGGUGGAUCCCAUUCAAUAGAAGAAAAAUUUGUGUCGAGCAUAAGGCGGAGGAUCCCAUUCAAUAGAAGAAAAAUUUGUGUCGAGCAUAAGUCAAUAGUACUUUAAAUAAAAAUAAAUAUUAACAUUUCA